AUGUUGUCUGCGGAAGAGGUUGCUGCGCUUAAGGCGCGUAAUUAUCGUACCAUUCGUCCGAUUAUUAUUUCCAACUAUGCUUUGGGAGUAAAUCUAAUGAGGCCAUCCCGCCUCGGCAAUGCACUAAAGCUAUUGAAUAUCAUUCUAAUGGUGAGCAGCCUGAUCUCGUUUUAUGGUCACUGGCAAUUAAUUAUUCUCUACAUACAUGAAAUACCACGCAUUGUGGAAACCGUUUCGACUAUGUUUCAGACAGCUAUGUCCAUUAUGAAAAUGGCCUAUUGUCUCUUUAUCCAACACAAGUUUUAUGAGCUACUCAAACGGGCCUGCACUCAUCAGUUACUCCAGGACUGCGAGAUCUUUCAUUCUGAUUUUCCGAUAAAUCAAGAACUGAAGGAAAAAGUGGAUGAAAUAAUGUCGGCCAGCUGGACGAGCAUACGACGUCAGUCUCUUUAUUAUGUCAGUGCCUGCAUUGCCAUAAUUUGUAAUUAUUUCGGCAACUCACUAGGCGUCAAUCUCUAUCAUUACUAUACCAGGCCUUACGGCAGCUUUGAGAUUAUACUUCCAUUUCCUGUUCGUUAUCCCAAAUGGCAAGACAAAUGCAUGGACUUUCCUUAUUAUCACAUAGAAAUGUACCUAAGUGGCUGUGCACUUUACAUCGCUGGCAUUGGUGCAUUCGGCUUCGAUGCUCUUUUCAUUGUGCUUUGUGCGCACGGCGUGGGCCAAAUAAAGGCUCUUUGCUAUAUGAUUGAGUGUUCAACCUCGCCCCUUGUGCCAUCAGAGCGUCGGGUGGAGUACAUAAGAUACUGUAUCUAUCAGUACCAACGCGUGUCUGCUUAUGCUGAGGAGAUAAAUAACUUCUUUCGUCAAAUGAUUCUUGUGCAAUUUCUGCUCAGUCUCUUCUGCUGGGGUCUGGUUCUAUUCCAAAUGAGUCUUGGCUUUGGAUCGAGCUUUAUAACCGUAAUACGUAUGAUCAUGUAUAUGGCUGCUGCUGGAUAUCAGAUUGUCAUCUACUGCUAUAAUGGGCAGGAAUUUAUGACAGCUAGCGAACAAAUUCCCAUGGCGUUCUAUAACUGUUGCUGGUAUAAGGAAAAUCGUGAAUUCAGACAACUCGUGAGAAUGAUGAUAAUGCGAACAAAUCGUAUGUUCAAUUUGGAUGUUUCAUGGUUCACAAAAAUGUCUUUGCCAACUCUAAUGGUGAUGAUGAAAACGAGUGGACAAUAUUUUCUCUUACUGCAAAAUGUGAGCGAGAAAUAA
This is a messenger RNA of Scaptodrosophila lebanonensis, 1254 nucleotides long. Its product is annotated as odorant receptor 63a-like. Gene Ontology annotation, biological process: sensory perception of smell; detection of chemical stimulus involved in sensory perception of smell. Gene Ontology annotation, cellular component: plasma membrane. Bases 1 to 1254 code for a protein of 417 amino acids. Gene Ontology annotation, molecular function: olfactory receptor activity; odorant binding. The record is from RefSeq and is a predicted model, not a curated record. NCBI's taxonomy places the organism in Eukaryota, Metazoa, Arthropoda, Insecta, Diptera, Drosophilidae. The transcript has 10 exons.